This is a messenger RNA of Parnassius apollo (apollo), 603 nucleotides long. NCBI's taxonomy places the organism in Eukaryota, Metazoa, Arthropoda, Insecta, Lepidoptera, Papilionidae. The record is from the annotation of a GenBank genome assembly.
AUGGAUUUGAGAGGAGAUGAGGAGCGCAUUCGACGUUGGUUGUGUGAUUCAGACAUCGAGUCUAACCACGAUGAAGCAGAGGAACUAUCGGAAUCCGAAAACGAAGAUAAUAUGGUAGCAGAUGCCCACGUAGGAGCUGAUGAAAGUGAGGAAGAAGUUUCGAUGUCAUCUGAUGAGAUUUUCGUCAGCAUGCGCUUUUGUAAGCGAAGAUUUGUAGAUUCAGAUGAUAAUACAUCCUAUGCAGGUCAGUUGGAGUCUGAGUCCAUCCAGCAUCAGCAGGAGCCGCAGGAGCCUGAGUCAUCAUUUGUGAUCCGUUCCAAUAAAAAUCACCUUUAUGGAAAGAGCGGUUAUAAAUGGUCUACUAGACCUCGCAAUCCACGAGCAAGAACAUCUUCUCGUAAUGUGAUUCACGUAGUCCUUGGACCUGCAGGUGUAGCCAAAGAAAUAACAGACACCAGAGAAUUAUUUCUCCUGUUAAUUUCUCAUGAAAUGAUCAAUGAGAUGGUUACUUAUACCAACACGGAGAUUGACAUCAAGAAGUCUAAAUACAAACUGGAGAAGUAUACCAACUCGCAUACUUCCACUAACGAAGUGACGACUUGA